Molecule: messenger RNA, 432 nt
Organism: Scutellospora calospora
Lineage: Eukaryota; Fungi; Glomeromycota; Glomeromycetes; Diversisporales; Gigasporaceae
Source: the annotation of a GenBank genome assembly
AUGAGGCAUGAUAAAAAUCCUUAUCUUAAGUUUAAGAAUGAGAUUGUUGAAAUAUUAAAAGAUAAUUUUGAAUUUGAUAUUCAUUUUGAUUUUAAAACAAUUAUUCAUUAUUAUCAUAAAGAAAUUAUAGUAUCAAAAGAUAGUAUUAAAUUUUUAAUUUUAUAUAAAUAUAGACCAAAAGCAAAUAUUCAUCUUAAUGAUAUUGGAAGAAUAAAUAGAAUUAGCAAAUAUUAUAGUGUUCAACCUGUAGUUGUUACUAAUCAAGAAUAUAGGAAAAAAGCAAUUAAACUAGCAGAAGAAUUGAAUGUUUUAUUAACUCAUAAAUCUAAUAUUAAAUAUAAAUUACUUUUUUGUAUUAAAAAAGAAAUUAAAAAGAUAGAAUUAGAAAAUAUUGAAAAAGAAGAAAAAAUUUAUUUAUGUAUUUAUGAAUAA